AUGUAAAAAUCCUAACUGAUUAGAGUUUUAAGUGAUUCUAAUAAGUGUCCAACACCGUUUUAGAUGUCAAGGUAGUUAAGUUCAGAAACUCCAACGGGAUUUGCACAAUGUUAAUCAAAUGAUCGAGAAACCCUGAGACUGACAAAAUAAGUAAAUUAGUUAAAAAAAGAGAAUGAAACAUUAUAAAUAAAAAUAAAACAAUUAGAAUAAUAAGAUUUUAAAACAAAGAUAGCAAGUUUGGAAUAAAAGAAUAAAUAAUUAGAGCAAUAAUUGGAUGCUUACAAAAAAUUGCCAAUCGAUCAAAUUACUUCCCUUAUUGAUGACAAUGAACGAUUAACAAAUACGGUGGAAAACCAAUCUAAUAAAAUAAAAUAGCUGUUAACAUAAAUAGAUGAACUUAAAGAAACUUCGUUUUAAAAUGAAGGAAAAAAUGAUCUUAUCAUAGCGAUGAUUUAAGAAUUAGAAAAUCAGAGACUUUAUGUUUAAGAUGAAUACCAAAAGCAGAAAGCUUUGAACAAAGAAAAGCAAAUAUUGUAUACAGAGCUUUAAUUGGCCAAACAAUAGAUUAAAGAACUGAACCAAGCUAUAGAAAAGAUUAAGUUGCAAAAUUUGGAAAGUAGCGAACCUUGUGAUGUUCUGCAUUAAGAUUACUUAAAAAGUCAUGACGCAGUAUUAAAUUUCUUAAAACAAUAAUAUUGA
Paramecium tetraurelia is the source of this 699-nucleotide messenger RNA. RefSeq lists its product as uncharacterized. Lineage: Eukaryota; Ciliophora; Oligohymenophorea; Peniculida; Parameciidae. The record is from RefSeq and is a predicted model, not a curated record. The transcript has 2 exons.